Molecule: messenger RNA, 3297 nt
Organism: Etheostoma cragini (Arkansas darter)
Lineage: Eukaryota; Metazoa; Chordata; Actinopteri; Perciformes; Percidae
Gene: meioc
Product: minamoto
Exons: 8
Coding region: 212-2584 (790 amino acids)
Biological process (GO): female meiosis I; male meiosis I; meiotic cell cycle
Cellular component (GO): nucleus; cytoplasm
Source: RefSeq, a predicted model, not a curated record
AAAAUAGCCAAUGUAAGCUCAUGUCGCGAGGACAACAUCCAACUUCUGUGGGGGCGACGAGCAGAGGGGGGUCACGAGAGCAGUUGGGGAUAAUGUACAGGCAGUGAAGAAAACGGUUUAACGCCAAAAAUUGACGUUAACGUUACUUUACUUUCGCAGAGCAGUAACGUGAAGAGAGUAAAGAAUCAGUUCAAGUUCAAGGGAGUUCAGAAUGGCUUUUGACGGGCAUCAGAGCACGUUUGCAAACUCACUUUUUCCUACAUACCAGCAUCAGGCCAGUGUAAAUAUAGGUGGUGGAAACAGUGUGGCAUUGCCCUCCAUGGCUAUCCCCAGUGUCUCACUACAGGAACAGAACACAGCGUCUUACAUGCCCUGGUCUCACAAUGCUCACGAUGAUCCCUAUGGCCUUAUCAAUUGUGCCCAGAACAGCAUUAAAAGCAGAAAACCCACUGAUAAUUCUAUCUGUGAUGGGGAGACUGAUCUACAGGGUCUGGUGUCAAAUAUUUUGGGUGAAGCAGAGUCACAGGACAGCUACUACUGUGAAGGCACUCUACCCACAUGUAAUUCAGUCUGGUCUCCAAAGACAUUGAGAGAAGAACUGCUACAGUAUUUUCAAUCAGAGGCUAAAACGCAACAUAAUCCUACCUUUCCUCCAAACUAUGUAUCCCGUGAGGCUUUAAAUAAAGCACAGGGACAGUCAGUGGACAAAGAUGUGGAAGAGUUUUAUCACCAGUCCAAUGGCCUUUCUACCAAUCAACAAUGGCUUUUUAAUUUGCCUAAUGGAGACCGGGACAGCUACACCCUCCGUCCUCAGAAACUGCCACCAGGUCUACCAAUACCCAACACAGGAGGAAACACCUACUUGUCACAGGUACAACAAAGCAAGUAUGACAAAAUGCCAGCUGAGAGAGGAAGUAAUCCGCCUAAGAAUUAUUUCCAUGACUCCAGUAACGGCUUUAUACCUCAAAGUGAAAUGAACAGCCAAUGCAUUCAUCCUUAUUAUGAAGACCAGUACAUCCAGAGCAGCGCAAAGCCCACCAGUGACGAGCAGUAUGGGCCACAAGACAUUAAUCAGCUGGUCAGCAGUUUUCAGUCGUUCAUGGCUGGUGACCAUGAUAGCUUAUGUCAUGGAGACUUUCCAAACAAUCACAGGCAGACAGUGGGCACGCACCAUGAAGACAGCAUGGCUGAACAAUGGAAAAUCACCAGUCCCGCAAUGUCAACACAGAGUACUUCUGCAAUUCAGACCCAAAAGCAACUGGUGGGAGAAUUUGGGACAUUGCAGACGGAAAGAAAUGACGGAGUGAGGAAACAAACAUUUAAGUGUGAUGCCUUUCAAGAUCUACCUGGUUUUAGCCCACAAAACACAGAAUACUUCCAGCCACCCAAGCCGUUCCCUGCAUCUUUAAGCCGUCCAAACCAAUUCCAAAGCAACCUGAUCAUGCACAGAGAGAACACUUCACUCCCUAUUAACGUAGGCAUGAACCAGUAUUCAAAGCAUCACGUCCAGCAGGGCCUGAUACAGAGCAAGCUCAAGUCACAGAUGCAGAGAGAAAAGAAGAGGAUGCAUAUGUCUGGCUUUCUAGGAGAAGUCUUCUCCACAAGAACCCUUUCCAACUCUAACAUGAGAGGGGGAGAUAAAAAACAGUCCCUCUCACAAAACCCGUACUUUGACCACAUGGGGAGCAUGCAGUCUCAUAGAUUUGAUGGAGAAAACAACAUGGUCAGUGUAGGGAAUACACAGCACCUCAUGCCUUUCAUGUAUCCUGUGAAUGACCCCAGAAGGUACUCCAGCAUGCCCAUCAACUCCUCUAACUUCAGCUCUAGAGCCACACUGCCCUGUGGAAGCGGUGUUCCUGGCAUGGAUGCGAGUGUUAGGAUGUCGGCCAAUGAGUCUGCAGCUUUCAACCCCUAUAUUAGUGACAUGAUGACCUGCAGAGGAGAGAGCACUUAUCAUGGCAUGGCUUCAGCCAUGACAACUUCAAUGGUGAUGAAUCAAGGAGGACCUGUGAUCCAGCUUUACUUCUACCUGGAUGAGUGUUAUGAGCAGUGGAGGAGUUUGGAGCGGGAGAGAAAAAGGACAGAGAUCAUUGUUGCCAAGACAUUUCUUGGUAAAAGAACUGCAACAGUGGCCAACAUUAACCAACCCAAAACUCCACCAAAUCCCACAAGAGUGGACCACCUCAUUGUUAAUCAGAUGAGAGAGCAAGCGAGGGUAGGAAGCCUUCUGGAUAGAAUGGAGUGUCUGUGCAACACUCCCCUCCAUACGAGCAUCCACACAGCACUGAACAGGCAUCAUAUGGCUAUUUGCAUCACCCAGGCGAGACGCAGGGAGGAGAUUGCCAGCAUGUCCAAAAACCAGCGGCAGAGGGCCCAUUUCACAGAGGACAAAGACACCCUGUUGUUGGUCAUUGCACUGAAGGACCUUGCUGCUACCACGAGGAAGAUGCGCACAGCCCUGUGGUCUGCUCUCCAGAUGACACUACCAAAACCUAUCAAGAGGCAGGACCACCAUGUUACCAGGGAGCCCACACUCACAGAGAGGAGCUCCUCUCCGUUUGAGGGAUACUCUUUUAAGUUAUGAAUUAGCAGGCAAAAAGCAUGAGCUAAAUGUCUUGAAAACCACUGCCCAGAAUAAACAUUUCCCAUAGGCAACAGGGUUAUGUAAAAACCAGACAAAAAACCCUGCAUGUCUAUAGAGACAUUUUACCUGCAACACAGUGAUCACUGCAGAAUAUGAAAUGAGUAAUAUGAAGUUUGAUGAUGGCGGCACCUUUUGGCACCCAGGAGUUCCAGGUGGCUAGCAUUUGUUGCGUAGAAUUGCAUGAAAUGUAAUUUAACCUGCUGCAUCUCAACUUCAUUUCAUUUAAUUAGUGUCAGUUCCAAAUGAACGUGAAUCUUGCUCCAUCACCGUUGUAUUUAAAGGCACUAUUUAUGAGGAAGAUUUCAGUGAAUUCUUCAUUGUUUUACUUAUUUAUUGGAAUGUAAUGGGACCUCAGUUCUGGGUAUUCCAAAGCAACAUUUGAAUCAUUAGGGCAGUAGUUUAAAACAAACAUGCUUAAUAUUACAGUCUUUUCAAAAAUGUUCCAAUUAAUUUCUGUAGCUUUAGUUUUUCUUAUGUAACCCUAACAUGUUAUAAUCUGAGUUUUUGUAUUUAUUUAUCUGCAAUUUGGUGAAGUUUGAACUGUGCUAAAGAUACUCAAACUCAAAGUUCACUGUUUUAAAUGUAUUAAUCACACUUUCCAUUAGAAACACAACAUAUUUGUAUCAGUGAAAUGUAAUAUAGCUAGGUUAAAA